CCUCUUCCAAAACACUCUUUCCCUGUCGGGGCCAAGACCCUCUCCGGAACCUCAUUUUUAGUAGAGCAGAACCAGGGUCUGCGCCCCGUUGCGAAGGAUUGGGUGGAGCCUUCAGCAGGGAAGAAAGAUGUCAGAUGAAGAGCUGGAAGACUUCGAGCCAGACCAGGAUGAUCUGGAAAAGGAAGAUGAUGAGAAGGAGACAGAGGAGUGGGAGAACUACAGGAAGGAGGGAGAAGAGUACUCAGAGGAAUGGAUGCCCAGCCCCCUCACGGAGGACAUGAUGAAGGAAGGACUUUCUUUGCUCUGUAAGACGGGCAAUGGACUGGCUCACGCUUAUGUCAAGCUGGAGGUUAAAGAGAGGGACCUGACAGACAUCUACUUGUUGCGGUCCUACAUCCAUCUGCGCUAUGUGGAUGUUUCUGAGAACCACCUGACAGACUUGUCCCCACUCAAUUACCUUACCCACCUGCUCUGGCUCAAGGCUGAUGGCAACAAUCUGCGGAGCGCUCACCUGAAUGAACUGCCCUACCUGCAGAUUGCCAGUUUUGCCUAUAACCAGAUCACUGACACUGAGGGCAUCUCUCACCCUCGUCUGGGCAGCCUGGAUCUCAAAGGGAACCGCAUCCGCAGGGUGACCGGUCUGGACCCCCAAAAGCUGAUCAGCCUGCACACACUGGAGCUUCGGGGGAACCAGCUGGACAGCACCCUGGGAAUCAACCUUCCUAAGCUGAAGAACCUCUUCCUGGCCCAGAACAUGCUGAAGAAGGUGGAGGGCUUGGAGCACCUAAGCAAUCUCACUACCUUGCAUCUUCGAGACAACCAGAUUGAAACUCUGAGUGGCUUCUCCAAGGAAAUGACAUCGCUGCAGUAUCUCAACCUGAGGGGCAACAUGGUGACCCACCUUGGGGAGCUAGCCAAGCUUCGGGACCUGCCCAAGCUGCGGGCCUUGGUGCUGUUGGACAACCCGUGCACAGAUGAGAAUGACUACCGCCAGGAGGCCCUGGUGCAGAUAGCACACCUCGAGCGCCUGGAUAAAGAUUUCUACGAGGACGAGGAGCGGGCCGAGGCUGAUGAGAUCCGUCAGAGGUUGAAGGAGACCCAGGAGCAGGAGGCUGAGGCUGCGCACGACUCCGAACUGGAGCUGCCAUCCAUGUAGCUCUUCAAGCCUCUGGGGACAGAGAUCAAAGACACUGGCCCCAAGACCUGAGAAGA
Leptonychotes weddellii (Weddell seal) is the source of this 1212-nucleotide messenger RNA. It is a transcript of the gene LRRC23, whose product is annotated as leucine rich repeat containing 23. The record is from RefSeq and is a predicted model, not a curated record. NCBI's taxonomy places the organism in Eukaryota, Metazoa, Chordata, Mammalia, Carnivora, Phocidae. Gene Ontology annotation, molecular function: protein binding.